GACCUGUGACCUGAGGAACCAUGUGGGAGGAGAACUUUGACACAGAGCAGGAGGUGGGCGCUCGCCUGGACUACUCUCCGGUCUCGUGGAGUGAGUACUUUGAGGAGAUGGAGGACGUGAGCGUUGGGGUGGCUGACUGCAGAGACGUGUUUCGGGUUUACAAAGCGGGCUCCCGGGGGCCACUCCUGGUACUGCUGCACGGAGGCGGCCACUCUGCGCUGUCCUGGGCCGUGUUCACCACCGCCAUCUCCAGCAGGGUGCGCUGUCGAGUCCUGGCCAUGGACCUCAGAGGACACGGAGCCACUUCAGUGCGACAGGCCGGAGACUUCAGCACCCUGACCAUGUCCAGUGAUGUUGCUAAUGUGGUGCGUGCAUGUUAUGGGGAGACUCCGCCCCCUGUGGUCCUGAUUGGUCACGGUGUGGGCGGAGCCAUCGCCGUGCACACGGCCAGUAACAUGCACGUGCCCAACACGGUGGGACUGGUCGCCAUCGACGUCGUGGAAGGCAGUGCCAUGGACGCCCUCCACAGCAUCCAGAACUUCCUCAAACUCAGACCCAAGUCCUUCAAGUCCAUGGACCAGGCCAUCGAGUGGAGUGUGAAGAGCGGACAGAUCCGAAACCUGGAGUCAGCCCGAGUCUCCAUGGCCGGACAAAUCAAAAGGUGUGAGUUGGAGGAGAGCGAUUCCGUGGACUCGACGCAGCAGCUGACUGAUCCGGCUCCCGAGGUCGUGGUCGAACACGGCGAGGAGUUUUUCCACCAACGAGAAGAAGGCGAGGGGGCGGAGCCAGAGGAAAGCCCGGGGGAGGGGCAGAGCAUGUACAAAUGGAGGAUCGAUCUGUCGAAAUCGGAGAAAUACUGGGACGGCUGGUUCAGAGGAACGUCCAAUCUGUUUCUGAGCUGUGACCUGCCCAAACUGCUGCUGCUCGCAGGAAUCGACCGUCUGGACAGAGAUCUGACCAUCGGCCAAAUGCAAGGUAAAUUCAUGAUGCAGGUGCUGCCCCCCUGUGGCCAUGCAGUGCAGGAGGACAGACCAGACAAGGUCGCCGAGGCCGUGGCGUCUUUCCUGUUGAGACACAAGUUCGCUGAAGCUCGUGGGUAAAAACCUGUUUCCGUGACGACCGCUGUGACCUUUGACCCGCUGUGAGGGACAUCUCUGCUGUAGAAGUCUGUUUAAGCACUGUACAUUUUAGAGCAUUUAAAACCAGUAUUU
Molecule: messenger RNA, 1211 nt
Organism: Periophthalmus magnuspinnatus
Lineage: Eukaryota; Metazoa; Chordata; Actinopteri; Gobiiformes; Gobiidae
Product: protein phosphatase methylesterase 1-like
Exons: 12
Coding region: 21-1100 (359 amino acids)
Biological process (GO): protein demethylation
Molecular function (GO): protein methylesterase activity
Source: RefSeq, a predicted model, not a curated record